Molecule: messenger RNA, 2913 nt
Organism: Debaryomyces tyrocola
Lineage: Eukaryota; Fungi; Ascomycota; Pichiomycetes; Serinales; Debaryomycetaceae
Source: the annotation of a GenBank genome assembly
AUGUCUGAAGAGGAAAACAGAAUCACAACAUCCUCUGAUGAUGUGAUGAAACAUGAAGAUCCGGAUAAUUCCACCGCUGGAGGAGCAUAUGAAGUUCAAGAUAUAGAUCAGAAUGAAAUCGAUGAAGAAGAAGAAGAGACGGAAGAAAAUAAGAGAAGCGCUCAGGAAGAAUAUUCUAUAGGUUCUAAGCGUCCGUUGGAAGAUAAUGAUGAAGGUGAAAGUAAGGUGUCUACCGAAAAUGAUCAAGCAUUAAUUAAUAAUAACGGUGAAGGUGCGGAACAGCAAGAUAAUGGUGAUGAGGCAAAUGACGACGAAAAUGAGGAUGAGGACGAUGAGGACGACGAGGAUGAAGAUGAAGACGAAGAUGAAGAAGAAGUAAGUUCUAAGAAGAGAAAGAGAAGAAGAGGGGCUAAUCAGUUUAUUGAUAUUGAAGCCGAAGUGGAUGACGAAGAAGAAGAUGAGAUGGACGAAGACGAUGAAGAAGCAGAAUUGUUGAGAGAGCAAUUUAUUGCAGAUGAUAGCCGUGUUGAGACCAUGGAUGGUAAGGACAGUGCUGGAGAACACCAGGACGAUAGGCUUCACAGACAAUUUGACCGUCGUCGUCAAGAAGCAGAGGAUCAAGACGCAGAAGUUUUAGCGGAGACCUUGAAACAACGUUAUCGUAAGACCCAUACUGUGUACAGGGGUGACACCACUGCCAGUGGUACCGUAUCGCAGAAGUUAUUGAUGCCUUCUAUUAACGAUCCAGCCAUUUACGCUAUUAGAUGUACCCCGGGUCGUGAAAAGGACUUGGUUCGUAAAUUGUACGAAAAGAAGAGGACUUUGGCAAGACUGAACCCAUUGGAGAUCUUGACUGUAUUCCAAAGAGAUUCGUUCAAGGGUUAUAUAUAUAUCGAAGCUAAGAAACCAGAGGCCAUCGAGAGAGCCUUAACGGGUAUGGUGAACAUAUAUGCUAAACAAAGGUUAUUGGUUCCUGUCCGUGAAUAUCCAGAUUUGCUUAAGCAAGUGAAGUCUUCUGAUGUUGAAAUUGUUCCGGGUAUUUAUGUGAGAAUUACCCGUGGUAAAUAUAAAAAUGACCUUGCUAUCGUAGAUAAUUUAUCAGAAAAUGGUUUGGACGUUCGUUGUAAGUUGGUACCUCGUUUAGACUAUGGUAAGAAUGACGACUUCGAUAAAGACGGCAAAAGAAUCAGACUGAAAACUAAGCCUAUCCCCCGUCUUUUUAGCGAACAAGAAGCCAGAAUGUAUGAUGGUGAGUAUUUGCAAAGUGGCAGGGGUCCCCGUGCAUUCAUUUACCGUGGGGAAGAAUACAACGAAGGUUUUCUCUUCAAGGACUUUAAAUUACAAUUCAUUCAAACUAAAGACGUUCAUCCGAAAUUGGAAGAGUUGGAUCGUUUCCAAACAGGUGAUCCAGAGGAAGAUGGUUUAGACCUCGCUGCCAUUGCUGCAUCCUUGAAAAAUAAAAAUAAUUCGGAAGGCGCAGGACGUUCUAGUGCUUUCCAACCUGGUGAUAAGGUUGAAAUUCGCCGUGGCGAACAAGCGAAAACAAUUGGUAAAGUUUUAAGUACUUCGUUAAAUGAAAUUACGAUUUUAGUCACAGAUAGUGGUGAUCCUAAGUUUGUGAACCAAAGAUUGACUGUUCCUGCCAAUGAUUUAAGAAAACUUUUCAGUGCGGGUGAUCAUGUCAGAGUUAUCGAAGGUAAACAUUCUGAUGAGACAGGCUUGGUUAUUAAAAUUGACAAUGAUUCGGUGAUUCUUUUAAGUGACCAAACGAAGCAGGAUGUCAGAGUUUUCGCUAACUACUUAAUUAAAGCAACUGAUGCUUCGCUGAAUACCGACGUUACAGGUGGAAAAUACGAGUUAAAGGAUUUGGUACAGCUUAAUGUCUCAACCGUUGGGGUCAUUGUUAAGGCUGAAAAGAGUUCAUUUGAAGUUCUUACAUCUGAGGGAAGAUUGAUGUCUGUAAAUCCAGCCGGUAUUGCAUCAAAGUUGGAAUUAAGUCGUCGUGAACAGAUUGCAACGGAUAGAAAUGGUUCUACUGUUAAAAUUGGGGAUACGGUCAAAGAAGUUUUAGGUGAUAAGAAGAGAGAAGGAGCAAUUUUACAUAUUUACAAAAAUUCAUUAUUCAUAAAGCUGAAUGAAAUUUUGGAAAAUUUGGGUAUAUUCGUAACUAACUGUAUGAACGUUAGUACAAUUACAACGAAAGACUCGAUUGUAUCUAAGAGUUUAGGCCCAGACUUAAACCGUAUGAAUCCAAACUUAAAAUUACCCAACCCAAUUGCUAAUGCGGGUUUAAAGACUCGUGUCGGUGGUCGUGAUAAAUUAAUAUAUAAGGAUGUUCUUGUCAACAGCGGAAACUAUAAAGGUUUAAUGGGUAAAGUUACUGAAGCUGAUGAAGUUUACGCUAGAAUAGAAUUACAUACCAAAUCCAAGAAGAUUAAGGUAAACAAAAACCUGUUGAGUGUUAUGGUCCGUGGUGAGGCAGUCCCAUACUUAAGAUUUAUUGGUGCUUCAUCUGGUCCUGGUAAUUCGAAUCCUUCAGGUAGUUUUGGUGGUGCUUCGUUCAAUCAACCUGCUAAAGCUCCUGCAUUUUCAUCCGGUGGUAAGUCUUCCUGGGGUAGUGGUGGUGUAACUCCUUCAGUUGGUGGUGGUGCAACUGCUUGGGGUAGUGGUGGUGCACAAUCGUCUUGGGGAGGAGGUAAAACACCAGCAUAUAACUCAGGAAAUGCUUCCACAUGGGGCGGUAACGCCGGAGGUGCUUCAGCAUGGGGUAAUAAUAACGGUAAUGCUUCUAGUUGGGGUAGCAAUUCAAAGAAUGGAGGUUCUUCCACCUGGGGAGGAAAUUCUACCUGGGGUAAUUCUAAUAAAGGCGGAAAAAGUUCUUGGGGCAAUGGCUCUGCCUGGGGUGGAAAAUAA